Spizellomyces punctatus DAOM BR117 is the source of this 978-nucleotide messenger RNA. RefSeq names its product parkin coregulated protein. The transcript is spliced from 4 exons. Bases 121 to 867 code for a protein of 248 amino acids. Gene Ontology annotation, molecular function: Hsp70 protein binding; Hsp90 protein binding. The record is from RefSeq and is a predicted model, not a curated record. Lineage: Eukaryota; Fungi; Chytridiomycota; Chytridiomycetes; Spizellomycetales; Spizellomycetaceae.
AACAAAACCAAAAAAGAUACCUUUUGGAAAAAAAACAACGAUAUACUUGUUCCACUCACCAUCUCCCCCCACCCACACCAAAACCCACAAACACAUACAAAAUAAACGAAAAUACCCCAUAUGCGCUCACCCACUCAAGUUCCCAUCCCAAUUCCCACUCGCAGCGGAGGAUACUUUGCUCCUCGAGGUUCCUCUCCUCCCAAAGCAGGAGCAUUCAAGGACCGGAUUACGGAGAUGCAUGCUGUGGGUGUACGCAAGGGGGAUCCGUUUGCUUCUGGGCGGGUGGACAAGGAAGUUACAAGUUUUCGAAAACUCUAUGACCGAGGAGAUUUUCCAAUCGCAGUCAACCACGACGCCAAAGGCAACAAAAUCAACUGGAAAGUCGAUAUCGAAAAACUAGAUUACCAUCACUACCUCCCUCUGUUUUUUUCUGGGUUAUGCGAAACGGAGGAACCCUAUGCGUUUUUGGCUAGACAGGGGAUUCAUGAUUUGCUUGAUAAAGGGGGAAUCAAGAUUUUACCUGUUGUUCCGCAAUUGAUUAUUCCAAUCAAGAAGGCGUUGAAUACUCGUAAUAUCCACGUUAUCACAACGACACUCAAAGUCCUUCAACAUUUGGUUGAAUCGGCGGAUAUGGUCGGAGAAGCCCUCGUCCCAUACUAUCGACAAAUCCUCCCCGUCUUUAAUCUAUUCAAAAACAGGAAUGUCAACCUCGGCGAUGGCAUUUACUAUUCCCAACAAAAACGGGAAAACAUUGGAGACCUCAUUCAAGAGACGCUCGAAAAGUUUGAAUUGACCGGUGGAGAGGAUGCGUUCAUUAAUAUCAAGUACAUGGUGCCGACGUAUGAAAGCGUCUUGUCGAGAGUGUGAUAUGUGUGUGUGUGUGUGCGUUUUUCUCUAAUUCUUUUUUUUUGCCAAAAAAAAAAUAUAAAAAUACAAUUUGUUGAUCGUUACGGUAUGUCACUGUACGAAAAACCCGGC